Messenger RNA from Mangifera indica (mango), 882 nucleotides. Its product is annotated as VQ motif-containing protein 8, chloroplastic. Bases 78 to 656 code for a protein of 192 amino acids. The record is from RefSeq and is a predicted model, not a curated record. Lineage: Eukaryota; Viridiplantae; Streptophyta; Magnoliopsida; Sapindales; Anacardiaceae. The transcript has a single exon. Gene Ontology annotation, cellular component: nucleus.
UUUCAUCUCCAUUUUCAAUCAAAAACCCUUCAAAUUUGGAACCAAACUGAGCUCAUACACACACAGUGGCCGCCGCCAUGAGCCCCAAAAAGUUCCAUGAAGAUCAUCGUGAACGUUCAAGGAGUAACCACAACGAGGAGUUCAUUAUCAAUGGCCCUCGCCCAUCUCCAUUAAAUAUCAACAAAGAUUCUCACGCCAUUCACAAAUCAUCCUCUUUAUCCGGGGUUGUUCAAGCUCAAGCUCAAGCUCUCAAUGCAAUCAACAAAAAGCAACAGCGCCAACAACCGGUUAUUAUAUACACGGAGUCGCCAAAGGUUAUUCAUACGCAGGCCAGAGACUUUAUGGCUUUGGUGCAAAAGCUCACUGGACUUUCCCGCGAUGAUGAUCAAGAACAAGAAAAAGCUAAUAAUAAGAAAAACCCUAAUCUUGAAAAAGAAGAAAAAAAACCCCUUGAUAGUGAUGCUGAUGUUUCUCCUAUUAUGAAUCCUCCCAGAAACCCUUUUCUCGCUGAUAUUCCUCUCUUCACGCCGAAUUCAACUGACUUCUUCUGUUCGCCAAGGCCAAUGUAUAGAUUUUCUCAUUACAAUUCUCCAAAUACGAAGAAUCCCAUCUCGCCUUCGGUGUUUGAGUUCUUCAAGGAAUUACCAGAAUGUUAGGAGAAGAUUACUUGAUAUUUAACAGACAGUUUAGGCUUGUUUUUGUUCUUACUAUGUUCAUUACUUGAUAUUUUUCAAUAAUGGUUUUUGAUUUUGGGUUGUAAAUCUGUGUUAAUUAUGAUUAGUUUCAGUGUUAGUGAGAUGGAUUGAUUCAAGAAUGACAAUUAGAGAUGUAUUAUGGAGUGAUUAAAAUCUUUAAUUCUAUGAACUUUCUCAUUCAAAUCUA